Rotaria socialis is the source of this 393-nucleotide messenger RNA. The record is from the annotation of a GenBank genome assembly. Lineage: Eukaryota; Metazoa; Rotifera; Eurotatoria; Philodinida; Philodinidae.
AUGACAAAUUGGUCAGAUUAUCUUUGUUUUCCAAUACCUCCUUGGCUUCGUAUAGUAUCGAUGACGUUUACCAUUUCGAAAAUAUGGGAAUGGUUCGAUACAGCUAUUCUAAUAUCAAAAGGACAGUCUUUGAAAAAAAUUGGAUUUCUCCAUAUUUAUCAUCAUGCAACAACAUUUUUAUUAUUUCUAUGUGUGAUGAAUUUCCCUGGUGGAGAAAAAAGUGGAAUGCUAUUAAAUGGUUUUGUUCAUACACUCAUGUAUUAUCAUUUUGCUUUUCGUUUACCAAAAUUAUUACGUCCUAUAAUUACAACAUUGCAAAUUAUACAGCUUAUAACAGUUACUUAUAAUUGUCAUGUUGUACCAACUGUAUGUUCUUCACAUAAACAAGAAUAA